UAUGAGUGUGAAUGAAGCAGAUAUCAGACGAUUUUAAAUUUAUAAAUAAAUCGAGUAAAUAAUUAAUAAAAUAAAAUUUUAAAAAAUGUGCAUUUGAAAAUUUUUUGAAUCAAUUAGUGCAUUUUUUCUAAAUAUUAUUUUUUUAAUUUUUUAUUCUACUUUAUAAUUUUAAAUUUGCCUGAUGGCUGCUACAUUCACACUCGUAUAUAAAUUAAAAAAUUAUAGAAACUGAAAAAAUAAAUCAGUAGGAGUAUUUAAAAAAAUAUCUUAAAAGUGGUAGUGAUAAAAAAAAUAAAACUAAAAAAAAGUUGGAAAUUAAAAAUCCAAGAGUAAUAGUCAUUGAUAACGACAUCAAUUUGGAAAACAUACGUCCUAUGGACGAUGUAGAAUAUGAUAUUAUCAAUGCAACAGAAGAUGCACCGAUGAUAGUUGGUGUUAUUGAUGAGCGUAGACCAGUUGACUUUGAUGAUAAAAAAAAGUGGAAAAUAAUAGCUGAUGAUGGUGAUGGAAAUGUUGCUGUUAGUUCAAAUAAAAAUAAUUGUGAUAGUAAUGAUAGUUAUGGCAAAGUAUCAAGAAAUAAUACUCAAGAACAAUUGAAUAAUAAAUUAACAAAUUAUAAUAGAAAUGAUUUAACUGAAAAUGAGCAACUGCCUUCUAUUAAACAGUCAACAUCUAGGCAUAAUAAAUCUCAUAAGCGACAUAGAAGUCGGUCUGACUCUAACUCAUCUUCACAGUCAGAUUCAAAAAAUGGCAAACGAUCAAGUAAUUCUAAAAGACAUUCUGACCUAAGUCCACCCAGAUCUUCGCAUGACAGUAAGAAUUCAGGAAAAUCUUCCCAACAAACUGAAUAUGACUCUGAUUUAGACGUACCAAGAGUGUCUCAUAAAUCUUCAUGUGAAAGAAAGAUCCUUCCAGAAAAUCGAAAAAUUAUUCACGUGGAACAAAACAAAUGAGGGAUGAUUCCGAUUCGGAUUUAAAUCUUCCCAGAAAGUCCAGUAAUAAUUCACGUGAGUCAAAUCAGAUAAGACAUAAUUCAGAUUUAGAUUUGUCCUCCUAGAAAAUCAAAGCAUCACUCACGUGAGUCAAAACAGACAAAUCAUGUAUCAGAAUUAAAUUCAAGACAUAGAAAAUCGAAGCAUCAUUUCAGAUAAUAUAAUCUUCAGCAUUUCGAUCGGUCCUUCGUGUAAAACAUGAAAAAUAAAUUUCGACCUUUCUCUAGUUAUAUAAUCAAUAUUAGCUCGAUGAUUAAGUAAAAGCUUCAACAGAUCUACAUUUUGAUCUUGUACUACAAUUUCCAAUGGCGUUCGAGUACCGAGACACAGAGCAUUUAUAUCUGAACCCUCAGCAUGUAAUAUUAAUUCAACCAAUUCCAAAUCAUGAGUUUUAAUAGCCAAUCCAAGAGCUAUUGUACCAUUCCUAUUCACUUUAUUAACUUUAGCUCGGUGUUCAAAAGUAAGAGUCUUGAUAUUCAAUUGCUAAGUACAACGGAGUAGUACUCCACGAAAAAGCAUCAAUAUAUUCAACUCCGUGAUCAAUUAAAUACUUAGCGAUUUUGAAAUUUUUCGUCUGGACCGCCCAACAUAACGGAGUCACACCACCGGAACGAAAAUCAACACUCGCUCCAAAGUUUACUAGUAACUCAACUAAAUCGUAAUUAGCCUGCUGACAAGCUAGGCCGAGAGCUGUCAUAUAUGUUCUUCCAUCAUCAAUGAGAACUUUAUUAUCAAUUAAAAGUUCAACGACAUCUUUCCUUCCAUUGUAACAAGCAAUAGUUAGUGGCGUUUUAUCUAGGCGAAUACUAUUAAUUUCAGCUCCUUCUUCGAUUAAAUAUUGAUUAGUACUGUAGUUGCUACGUUCAACGGCCCAGUGUAAUGGUGAAUGAAUUUGGUCAUUACUUAAAUUUACCUGAGCUCCGGCAUUGAUUAGAAUUUUCAUCAGCUCCAA
Microplitis demolitor is the source of this 1944-nucleotide messenger RNA. RefSeq names its product clumping factor B. Lineage: Eukaryota; Metazoa; Arthropoda; Insecta; Hymenoptera; Braconidae. The transcript has 3 exons. The record is from RefSeq and is a predicted model, not a curated record. Bases 375 to 953 code for a protein of 192 amino acids.